This is a messenger RNA of Castor canadensis (American beaver), 1526 nucleotides long. It is a transcript of the gene Psmd14, whose product is annotated as proteasome 26S subunit, non-ATPase 14. Gene Ontology annotation, molecular function: metallopeptidase activity; protein binding. The record is from RefSeq and is a predicted model, not a curated record. Lineage: Eukaryota; Metazoa; Chordata; Mammalia; Rodentia; Castoridae.
GACUCUUUUGAAUGGAAUCGGGCUGAUUCAUCGUGGGUUCGCGCUGCCGGAGCUGGGCUAAGUCUGGGUUGUUGCCAUCGCUGCCGCGAUACCGCAGAGGCAAGACAAGGGUCCAGACCGCCACCUCCUGCCCCGCCAGACUCCAGGCGAAGAAGAAAAGAUACUUUGGAAAAGUUGUAUCUGUCAGAAUUAGCAAAAGAUUGAGUUAAGAAGGAGAAAUUUGUCAAGCUCAACAAAUUGAAGUUUAACACCCUAAGAAUUAUAAUUACUGAAAAGAAAUAUGGACAGACUUCUAAGACUUGGAGGAGGUAUGCCUGGACUGGGCCAGGGGCCGCCUACAGAUGCUCCUGCGGUGGACACAGCUGAGCAAGUCUAUAUCUCUUCUUUGGCACUGUUAAAAAUGUUAAAACAUGGCCGUGCUGGAGUUCCAAUGGAAGUUAUGGGUCUGAUGCUUGGUGAAUUUGUUGAUGAUUACACUGUCAGAGUGAUUGAUGUGUUUGCUAUGCCACAGUCAGGAACAGGUGUCAGUGUAGAAGCAGUCGAUCCAGUGUUCCAAGCCAAAAUGUUAGAUAUGUUAAAGCAAACAGGAAGGCCUGAGAUGGUUGUUGGUUGGUAUCACAGUCACCCUGGCUUUGGUUGUUGGCUUUCUGGUGUGGAUAUCAACACUCAGCAGAGCUUUGAAGCCUUGUCGGAGAGAGCUGUGGCAGUGGUUGUGGAUCCCAUUCAGAGUGUAAAAGGAAAGGUUGUUAUUGAUGCCUUCAGAUUGAUCAAUGCUAAUAUGAUGGUCUUAGGACAUGAACCAAGACAAACAACUUCAAAUCUGGGUCACUUAAACAAGCCAUCUAUCCAGGCAUUAAUUCAUGGACUGAACAGACAUUAUUAUUCCAUCACUAUUAAUUAUCGGAAAAAUGAACUGGAACAGAAGAUGUUGCUAAAUUUGCAUAAGAAGAGUUGGAUGGAAGGUUUGACACUUCAGGACUACAGUGAACAUUGUAAACACAAUGAAUCAGUGGUAAAAGAGAUGUUGGAAUUAGCCAAGAAUUACAAUAAGGCUGUAGAAGAAGAAGAUAAGAUGACACCUGAACAGCUGGCAAUAAAGAAUGUUGGCAAGCAGGAUCCUAAACGUCAUUUGGAAGAACAUGUGGAUGUACUUAUGACUUCAAAUAUUGUCCAAUGUUUAGCAGCUAUGUUGGAUACUGUCGUAUUUAAAUAAAGCAACGCAAAAAGCUAUUAGUGACACUUUGAAUAUAUAUUCCUCUGUUCUUAAUGCUCAAAAUAAAGGGACCUCUGAAGGUGUACUUGGUUAAGUGUAAGACAUCUGGCAUCAUUUACAGCAUGGUUACACCUUCAGUCUCCAUUGUACAAUUACUUCUGUUCUUUAGUCAGGAUCUUUGCAGAUUCCAAAGUUGUGCGAGAAUACAUCAAAGUGGACAGAUUUUGUUAGGAUCCCAUUUAAUAUUUGAAGAAGUCAGUAGCACAAAUAUAUUUUGAUUGUUGCUUACAAAAUAAAGUACAUUUACAACCCA